Molecule: messenger RNA, 975 nt
Organism: Plasmodium yoelii
Lineage: Eukaryota; Apicomplexa; Aconoidasida; Haemosporida; Plasmodiidae
Product: PIR protein
Exons: 3
Coding region: 1-975 (324 amino acids)
Source: RefSeq, a predicted model, not a curated record
AUGUUAACUAGUAAUGUGUGUGGACAAUUUGAAAAUAUGCGGAAGUUUUUUCUCGAUGAAUUGAGUGAUUCUGGAAAUUAUAUAUUUACAAAGAAUUUUUUUAAAGAAUAUUGCUCUGAUAAUAAUUGUGACAGUGAUAUCAAUAAGAUUGAUGCUGGAUGUUUAUGGUUAUUUAAUAAAUUUUAUGGUAAUCGUAAUAGUUUUUCGAAUUAUGCAGAUGACAAGGUUGAUAUUGUUGUAUACUUUAUGAUGUGGUUAGCCUAUAAAUUAAAUCAAAAGUCAAAUGCACAAUUCCCCAAUCUUAAUGAAUUUUAUAGUAAGUAUAUGCAAAAUGCCGAUGAGUACAAAAAACCUAUAAAUGGUGUUACAGGGUAUACAAGCUAUAUUGAUCUUAUAAAUAAACAUAAUUAUUUGGUGAAUAUUUCUAAUGAAAAUCUGUCUAAAUUUUAUGAUUUAUUUAAAAAAUUAUGCAAUAUGAUUAAUAAUUCUGAUAAAAGAGAAACAUAUUUAGAAAAAGCUAAUGAAUUUGGUGUUGAAUAUGAAAAACUCUUUAAUGUUAAUGUUAAUGAUACUGAAGAUAGCUCAUAUACUAGAAUAUUGUCUAUAUUAUCAAAUGAUUAUACUAAUUAUGGAAAGACUAUUGCUAAUCCUAAAAUGCGAAAUAUAUUACCAAAACUUGUAACGGAAAAAAAAAUAUCACAAGUUUCUGAAUCAAGUCCUAAUGAUACACAAAUGGAUGUCUCCUCGAGUGGAAUAUCAACAUCAAUUUCUGGAAUUGAAGUAUCAAGCUCUGAAACUGAACCAUCAGAUUCUGAUUCAGUAUCCCCAAGUUCAUCGAUAUUAAAUAAAUUAAUUUUAAUUCCAAUCAUAUUUGUUGCAACAUUAAUUUCAUUAGGAAUUGCAUAUAAGUAUUCGUUAUUUGGAUUUCGGAAACGAUCUCAAAAACAAUAUUUAAGAGAAAAGCUAAAAAAUUAA